CAAAUUAAUUUUCAAUAAUUCAUUGGGCAUUUUGGUCAUUUUGGUUGGCUACAAGCGCUAUAAGAGAUCCCCAACCCCAAAGAAAAUCUUCACACAACCAUUCAAAGCUCAGAAUUCAGAUCUAAACGUAAUCAAAUUUCUCUCCUCUCUCUCAAGAUGCAGAUCUUCGUGAAAACCCUUACUGGAAAGACAAUCACCCUCGAGGUGGAAAGCUCAGACACCAUUGACAAUGUUAAGGCUAAGAUCCAGGACAAAGAGGGAAUUCCACCUGACCAGCAGAGGCUGAUCUUUGCUGGGAAGCAGCUAGAAGAUGGCCGCACCCUGGCUGACUACAACAUUCAGAAGGAGUCCACCCUCCAUUUGGUACUCCGCCUUCGUGGUGGCAUGCAAAUUUUUGUGAAAACCCUCACUGGCAAGACAAUCACCCUUGAGGUUGAGAGCUCAGACACAAUUGACAAUGUUAAGGCUAAGAUACAGGACAAAGAGGGCAUUCCACCAGACCAGCAGAGGCUGAUCUUCGCUGGUAAGCAGCUAGAGGAUGGCCGCACCCUUGCCGACUACAAUAUUCAGAAGGAGUCCACUCUCCAUUUGGUGCUUCGCCUUCGUGGUGGCAUGCAGAUAUUUGUGAAGACUCUUACAGGGAAGACAAUCACCUUGGAGGUUGAAAGUUCUGAUACUAUUGACAAUGUCAAGGCCAAGAUUCAGGACAAGGAAGGGAUCCCUCCAGACCAGCAGAGGUUGAUCUUUGCUGGUAAGCAGCUUGAGGAUGGCCGCACCCUUGCAGACUACAACAUCCAGAAGGAGUCCACCCUCCACUUGGUGCUCCGCCUUCGUGGUGGCAUGCAGAUAUUCGUGAAGACCCUUACAGGUAAGACAAUCACCUUGGAGGUUGAAAGUUCUGAUACUAUUGACAACGUGAAGGCCAAGAUCCAGGACAAGGAGGGCAUCCCGCCAGACCAGCAGAGGUUGAUUUUUGCUGGAAAGCAGCUUGAGGAUGGCCGCACCCUUGCAGACUACAACAUCCAGAAGGAGUCCACCCUUCAUUUGGUUCUUCGUCUUCGUGGAGGCAUGCAGAUCUUUGUGAAGACCCUUACUGGGAAGACCAUUACUUUGGAGGUAGAGAGUUCGGACACUAUUGACAAUGUGAAGGCUAAAAUCCAGGACAAGGAAGGAAUCCCACCAGAUCAGCAGAGAUUGAUUUUUGCUGGAAAGCAGCUUGAGGAUGGGAGGACCCUUGCUGAUUACAAUAUCCAGAAGGAGUCUACUUUGCACCUUGUCCUUCGCCUUCGUGGUGGUUUCUGAGUUGCAUGGUUGUGUCUACUUUGUUAUUAAUAUCUACUAGUUAUGCCUUAAUGGCUUUAAAUAAGUUUUAAACCCUCCGAAACUUGUUAUUUUGGAAUGGUUGUAAGUACUUUACUAAAGCUGUUCUAAGUGGCCGCUAUAAGGUCAUUGGUACUUUAUUUUAGAGGCAAUAAAGCUGGCUUGACUGGCCUAUGUAAUAUUCUGGAUUUC
Hevea brasiliensis (rubber tree) is the source of this 1512-nucleotide messenger RNA. Its product is annotated as polyubiquitin. The transcript has 2 exons. Gene Ontology annotation, biological process: protein ubiquitination; modification-dependent protein catabolic process. The coding region runs from base 157 to 1302 and encodes 381 amino acids. Gene Ontology annotation, molecular function: protein tag activity; ubiquitin protein ligase binding. The record is from RefSeq and is a predicted model, not a curated record. Gene Ontology annotation, cellular component: cytoplasm; nucleus. NCBI's taxonomy places the organism in Eukaryota, Viridiplantae, Streptophyta, Magnoliopsida, Malpighiales, Euphorbiaceae.